Linepithema humile (Argentine ant) is the source of this 7414-nucleotide messenger RNA. Lineage: Eukaryota; Metazoa; Arthropoda; Insecta; Hymenoptera; Formicidae. The record is from RefSeq and is a predicted model, not a curated record.
AGAAAAAUCUUCCUCGCUGUCUGCACUCUGCUAUGUGGUGCGGAGAUCGCCGAUAUUAACGUGGGAAACAAACCCGAACCUGCGCGGCGGCGAUCAUUAAGUAUUGUCGUCGCGCGGAAAAAAUCCUCGUCGUCGUCGACCAUCGUACGCUCUCAGCUGCCAUCGCCCGAUGCGCUCCGCACAUGUGCUCGCAGUGCGUGUCUUCCAUUGAUAGACCUGUAGAGGUAUCAGGCAUUGUGUAUACUCGACGAUAUCACGAAAUCGUUGAAAGUAUCACUCACAAUUAUUAGAGAGAUACGCUUAUUACAGAGAGAUGAAGAUAAUAUUAAAAUAUAUAUGACCAUAAAGAUCAACGCUCUAUAAAGAGAUAACCUAAUUGGAUUGAUUGACGGAAAGCUGCUAUAAACUUAGAAGUUGGAGAAUGAUUGAGUACACUCAAAUUAAGGAGGCAAAAGAAACCUGUUUGUCCGAGGGGAGCAAAAAAUGCCAAGUUCUGCUUUUCGAGUGCACAAGCUAAACUCAUGAUAAUGUUGACACGAUACGAUAGUUCUUGAAGCAUUUUAUUUUAUUCCACAUAGAGGAAAAUACUUGCGAGUUUGAUUGAAUUUUCAUGUUUUGAGUUUUGCACAAUUGCAUCAUACAAAGGAAUUUUACAAGCUGAAAUGAAAUAAAAUAAUUAUUGCAAAGGAAGUUUGCGGUUUUAUAUUUGUCGCUACAAGUUCUGCAACGAAGUCUUGUGUAGAAUAGAAAAUACAUCGCCUUCUUUCGUGAUUCCUCGCAAGGCUCAGCUGCAACGAUGACCUAAAUCGAAGCUCGGGUUACAGAAACAAUAAUCAGUUAACUACGUUAAUUAAUGCCGUCGCGGCAGACCCGCAUCGACAACGGUGAUAGAAGAAUUUACACGAUGAGCUUGUAAAAACUUGUUCACAUCUUCAAUUAAACAUCGGAAAACCCGUUUUAAAGUAAAAAGACUAAGAAAGAAGAUAUUUCAAAAUGAAAUAGAUUCUGAUGCGUAAAACGGCUUCUACGCAUCAUCGUAGUACGUAAAAGGAGCAAUGUAGAGUGGUAUAUUUGGAGAUUUUCGAAUACGACGGGGUUGUUCUUGUCCCGGGUGGAGCCGGUACGCGGCAUCCAAGGUGUCCCGGGGCCCCACGCGACAUCCCUGAGUAAGGCGGGGCCCUCGUAUACCGCGAAGAGAGCCAUGGCGGAAGGGAAUGGGGAAAUAAAAAUGGAAGAAAAACAAGAAAUGGAAAAUGUGGAACGGACAGAAGAUUUUAACAAACUUAUGCAAUACGGACUGGAUGAAAAAGUGGCUGCCAAACUCGACGAAAUUUAUAAGACGGGGAAAUUGGCUCAUGUGGAUUUGGACGAAAGAGCUCUUGACGCUUUGAAGGAAUUUCCAGUGGACGGUGCACUAAACGUGCUUACACAAUUUCUGGAAUCUAAUCUGGAACAUGUAUCUAAUAAAUCGGCAUAUCUUUGCGGAGUAAUGAAGACAUACAGACAGAAGAGUCGUGCUGGUCAAGGUACGGGCACUAGUACGACACCUAAGGCUCCUGAUGAGGACAAAAUCAAGAUGAUCCUGGAAAGAACAGGUUAUCCUUUAGAUGUAACUACUGGACAAAGAAAAUAUGGUGGUCCUCCACCGAAUUGGGAAGGUCCGACACCUGGUACUGGUUGUGAGGUAUUUUGUGGCAAAAUCCCAAAAGACAUGUACGAAGAUGAAUUAAUUCCGUUGUUUGAAAAAUGCGGAAAAAUUUGGGACUUGAGACUGAUGAUGGACCCCAUGUCAGGUUCCAACAGAGGAUACGCAUUUAUCACAUUUACUAACAGGGAAGCUGCGCAACAGGCUGUUCGAGAGCUCGAUAAUCACGAAAUAAAACCCGGCAAGAGUCUGAAAGUAAACAUUAGCGUUCCUAAUCUACGACUUUUCGUGGGGAACAUACCAAAGUCAAAAGGCAAAGAGGAGAUCUUGGAGGAAUUUGGUAAAUUAACAGCUGGCCUGACGGAGGUGAUUAUCUACAGCUCACCGGAUGACAAAAAGAAGAAUAGAGGUUUUUGCUUUUUGGAGUAUGAGUCUCACAAAGCAGCUUCCUUAGCCAAACGAAGGUUGAGCACUGGACGUAUCAAGGUUUGGGGAUGUGAUAUUAUUGUCGAUUGGGCGGACCCUCAAGAGGAACCGGACGAACAGACCAUGUCCAAAGUACGUGUACUUUACGUACGAAAUUUGACGCAAGAUUGUUCCGAAGAGAAACUGAAGGAAAGCUUCGAACAAUAUGGCAAAAUCGAACGAGUGAAGAAAAUCAAGGAUUAUGCUUUUAUACACUUCGAGGAUAGAGAUAACGCUGUUAAGGCAAUGAACGAGUUGAACGGCAAGGAAAUGGGUGGAUCCCACAUAGAAGUUUCAUUGGCAAAACCACCAUCCGAUAAGAAGAAAAAGGAAGAGAUGCUGCGCGCUAGGGAAAGACGAAUGAUGCAAAUGUUACAGGGCAGAGGCGGUUCUCCACCUUACAGUGGAUCUCCAUCUCACCCGAGCAUGAUGGGAGGACCAAUGCCAGUACGUGGGCCGACACAAGGACCUCGGGGCACCGGCGCAGGUAUGCGUGGACAAAUGGGACGAGGCGAUUACGAUUAUGAUUACGACUAUUACGGUUAUGGGGAUUAUCGAGGUGGAUACAGUGAUCCCUAUUACGAUGACUAUUAUCGAUACGAAGAUUACUAUUUCGAUUAUGCACCGCCUCCGCCGCCUGCCAGAGGGAGAGGCAGGCAGCCUCAACCGGCUGGUCGUGGCCGUGGAGUAGUGCCACGUGGCCGAAUCGGUGGCCCGCAAGCCCGUGGGCCAGUCAGGGGGGGACGCAACCCCGCAGCUUCAGGGGCCCGUGGGGUCCAGCGGCUGGCCGCUCGUGGGGGGGUCCGCGCCAAGGGAAGUUUACCAGGUGAGGAUGCAGGUAAACGAAAAUUUGACGGGGGUCACCAGAACCAGGGGGAAUCUAAGCGUCGCUUCCAGAGCAACUGGGGAAACCAGCCCCUCGCCCAACAACCACUGGGCAAUGCGUACGGAUUGGCGAGUGUGAAUGGUGGCAGUGGUGGUGGUGGCGGUGACAUAGGUUUCGGAGGCAGAGCCGGCGCGCUCGGCGGUGUUUCCGGCGACGAUCACGAAUGGUAUCAAGACUCCUACCAGUCGUGGAGCUAACUUCUGCAAGCCUGUGAGUGAUGAAAAACAUACGCACGUACGAACAAAUGCAUGAUAGACGAAGCGAGGAAGAGAAAACAUAUUAAAAAAUAAGGGGAAGGAAAAAAACUAAAAUCAGACUGACUGAGCGCAAAGAGAGAGAUAGAGGGAGAGAGAGAGAGGAAGGAAGGGAGAGAAAGAGAGAGAGAGAGGAGAGACUCGAGACUCGAUGGGAAGGAAAAAAGAUCAUCCAUUUGUAUUAUUAUCGCCCUUAAUCGAUCCUAAUAAUUGUAAAUGUUUUUUCAUAUAUUAAUAAUACGCAGCAACUGUACUCUGCGCCACCACCAUCGCCCGCUGUUGUUGUGAUUAUGUACAGUGAUGUGCCACUGAGACUAAUUAUUACAUCGGAGUGUGACCACCCACCCACCCCGUACUAUUAUUAUUAUUAUUAUGAUAAUACUAAUCUAAGUACCACUACUGCAUUGUCACAUUGUUUACUGCCAAGUGAUGAAGAUCAGCGAUGUUGACAUAGGGAUUGUGAUGGCUUGUAUUAGUUAAGAGAACUCAUGGAAGCCUGCGGUUUAUUACGCGAUGACUAGAGUUUUUUGAAUCUACGUGACGCGAAGCGUGUGUGUUAGAUAGAUUGAGGGGCAAAAUAGGUAGCGCGGAAGGGAAAGAGAUUUAGAGACGAAAUGAUUAACGAUAGAGGAGGCGGAGAUUCGACUUUAGGGAAGCGAAAAAAAUGUAGUAGGCAAAUGUGGUAAGCGCGUAGGCAAGCAGACGGCGCAGGGCGAGAAUGCGAUAUUUAGUGAGCAUGAGAGAGGGAUGAGCGUUUGACGUAUUUGCAAGAGACGGAGAAAGAGAGAGAGAGAGAGAAAGCGAGCGAGAGAAAGAGAGAGAGGUUGUCUUUAAGCGGAAUGUGUCUGUGUGUGUAUGUGUGCGUGGAGCGCGCCAAGCGCGCCGCAAGACCUUCUAUUGUUGGUCUAUAAAUGUGUACAGUCAGUGAAACUAUUAUUAUUAAGAGUCAGGCAAAGUUUUGCGAAAGUAGCGAGUGUGAAACGUUGCAAGCCAACGGCUCUGCGGGUGUCUCCCAGAUUUUAGGUUUUGGUUAUCGGUCACGCGAGGGUUUUUAUUGGAUAAGAAAAGAGAGGAAAAAAGGGGAAAAAAAGAGAGUAUUGCUCACGAUCGAGAUGAAACCCACUUGUACAGUAAAUUUUUUCAAUGACAGCAUCCAAGUAGUAAGGCAAACUCGGAUCCAAAUCGUAAUAUAUUUAUUUGUUGAUGUGUUUCUUUUUUUUUAUAAUUGAAAAUUAAGAGAUUGAUCGUUGAAAACAAAUCAAAGACGAACCUAUAACCCUUUAGGUUUAGUUAAAAAAAAAAGUGUAUUGUUUUUUCUAAAUUUUAUGUAAAAAGUGAAAUUUGUUUCUCAUAUUCUUUUACAAAAGAUUAAAAAAAGAAAAGAGAGAGAGAGAAAGAGAGAGAGAAAGGAGAGGAAAGUUUUUAAAGAUGACUGAAUUUGAUAAUGAUAGUCACGGAUUGAAGUAGGAUGUAAAAUGUAAUGUUUACAAAUGCAUGAACACAUACAGCACACAUUUUGAGUGUUGACUUGUUGUUAUUGUUAGCCUGUUAGUUAAUUAGUAAGAGUUGUAAGUGCGGGCUGUAGUUGGUCCCUGUCCCUGGAGCCCAGACACCCCCUGUUCUGGAUGAUUAUUUGAAAAAGGGAAGAAAAAAAAAACGAAAACAUAUGCAAAUCAUUUGUAUUUUACACGCACCCCCGGAAUAUGAAGACAAAUAUACGACGUAAAGACGAAGGAAAGAAAAAAAAAAGCGAAAAAAAUGGAUAUUGUAAUAACGGAAUAUCAGCAUAUCAGACUCCUGUUUAUUGUAACACACCAAACGAGACGACAACCGCAUGUGUAACAAUUUUAUUAUUAUUGGCCCCGGAUCAGAUUUUUUGAUACAACAAACGUAGGAUCGACGAUGAUAUGUGUAUGUGAUACGAGUAUCGAGUAUGAUUCUACAAACCGAACGAUUAUGCCACAGAACCGACCAAUCAGAGAUACAAGAGAUCGCAUAUAUAUCGCAUUGUAACAUGAAAUCACCGUAUAUGAUUAACAGACUCAGAAAACACUCACCACACACACACAAUAUGGAAAAAAAAAUACGAAACGAUAGACGCACCACGGACAAAGCAAAAAAUGUCUGGAUGACGAUCGAUUGUUUGCCCAACCUCGUAUUUAUGAGCAUUUUGUUAAUUUUUAUUCAUGUUUUACUUAAGUCUAAUUCUUCGUCAUCGAUACUGUUUUUUACUGAUAGCGAUGAAUUUAACCGCAUCUAGUAGUAACGAUUAGACGAGAAAACGAGAGAGAAAGAGAGAGAGAGAGAAAGAGAGCGAGCGAGCGAGAGAGAGAGAAAUUCCCCCGUUCUUAUAAACAUCCUGUCCCCAGUAAUUGCGAUCAUUGUUUCGAAAAGCGAGGAAAAAAAAGUAAAAAAAAGAAGAAACGAAAGGAAAAAUCCGAGCGAAUUGCGAAAUCGCGUUUGCGUUAGCUAUCUACUUUUUCAUUCCUCUCGUGCCCCCCUUUUCCACAUCACCCCCUUUUACUGAUUAUUCGCUUACUAUAUUUUAUAUCUACCUACCUACUCUAUUUACCUACACACCCUAUUUAUAAAAGCAUAAUAUCGAGGAUAUAAUAAUAUUAAUAUUAACAAUAUAAUAAGGAUGAUAUUGCUAAUCAUAAUUGAGUGGGUUUUUGUGACACAUGAUAAUAUUCCAAUAUAAAAGAAGAAAAUUCUGGUUUUUUUCCGUGCAGAGAAAAAAGAAUUGUAAUUAAUAAAAGGGAAUAAUAAGAGCAUGAUAGAGUAAAAAGAAUAAAGGCAAAAAAAAAAGGAAAGCAAGAGGAUAAUGUUAUAUGUAAUUACACAUGUAUACACACACACAUACAUAGAUGCAGAGAUACGAUUAAAGAGAGAGUUCGGCUUGCGGGGGCAAGGAAGCAUAACUUGGCUAAAGCGGAGACAGUUCACGGUGACGAGAUUCUUAGACUGAUCUAGGAUACUAGCGUUUAUCGAUAAUACCACCGCGGCCCCGCCCCGGUUAGGAAGGCACCCCAAAGGUAUCCACUAUAGCACUCCCUCCCUCCUCUCGCUCAUUCCGCACCCCCUCACCCCCGCCCGUUUCUCACUCUCACCCCCCCCCCCUUUGUUCCUUCUUCCCGGUUUCCGCUCUCAUCCAUCCUCUUUUAUACUCUGAUAACCGGUGUGGCAGCUGGGGUGCCUGGGGGGAAGGGGUUUAUCGGUCGCAUUUUAGGAUAAUGCACCACACACACACACUGUGGCUGGCGAUGCCGUUAGCCGCGCGCGCGCGCCCUUUCUUUUUUUUGCCCGGCCAACGCCCCGAUUACAUAAUGAUAAUAAUAAUAAUAAUUAUUCGCGGCACAACACGUCCUCUCUUCGGGAAGAAAAAGAAAAAGAAAAAAAAGAUAGAAGUAAAAUCAUCGUCACAUUAUUCGGGGCUCGUCAUCUCGCGGUUGGCCACCUCUCACGUGUCAGGCGGAUGUUGUGUGAUCCUUGGGCCGAAACGUUAGUAGUUGCGAACGAUAGUUCGAAGCGGCCCGCGAACCACGUGUUUUUUUUUUAAUUAUAUAUAAAUAUAUAUUAUAUUCCUGCGAAUAUGCAUUUUUGUGACGUGAUGUUAUUUAGCACUAAUUAACGAGAAAGAAGGAAAUCGAUACGAUAAUAACGAAGGAUUCAAUAAGAAAAAAAAGAAAAAAAAACACCCACCCCCAAACCCCUGAAAAGGAUAAAGAAAAAAAAUAACGAAUGAUAUACACAUUGUACAUGUUAUAUUUUUUUGCGCUACGUGUCAGCUCCGCGGCUAUAUAUAAAAAAAAACGAAAAAAAAACAGACGUGCAAAAUUCUCACCGCCAAAUUCGAUCAUAUCAUUGCUAAUUGUAAUUUUGCGUUUUUUUUCUCGGAUUCUUUAUUAUUCACCUCCUCUACCAAUUGCUUUGCUUUUUAAUUCCCGCAAUUUUUUUUAUUUCUCCAAGUUGCCCCUAAUUUUAGUGUGAAACGUAGUUAAACAUAAUGAUUAUAAUGAUGAAUUUAAAGAAAAAAAAAAACGAAUGUUAUAACAUGGUUCCUUUUUUUCGGGCUAGGAGCUUGAUUUAAAGUGUCAAAGAUUUUUGUGUAUGACCAGAUGUAUUCUACAUGUCUCAAUAAACAGUUGUAUGUGAAUUACCUUU